AAUGAAAUUUUGCAAUGGAGAGUGACAGUGCGUGAGAGGGGGGUUUGGUCAAGCGAGAAGCAGCUGUCCUCCAAUAAGAUUGUGCCACCUCAACGCCAGCAUGCUCACGUAGAGCACCAGAACCUUCUUCCUCCUCCUCCUCGGGGUACACCAGAAUCGCUCCCUUCCCAUUUCCAGAAGCAUCGAUCAUCGAUCGUGGAUCGUGGAGAGCAUGGCUCCCACACAAGUGUACGUGCCUAGGCCUCUGCAAGUGUGGAGAGCAGUGGUGAAUUGGCUCGGAUUCUUCCUCCAAAUCUUCCUCCAGAUCUUCAGAGGUACCCCAUCUCUGCCUCAGCUCCUCUCCUACAUCGGCCUUCGCCACCCUCUUCUCCCCUCCUCCGCUUCCUCCUUCAGGCCCUUGCCUGUGGUCGAGCUUUCGCUGCACGACUCCUCGCCAGAGCCGCCCUCUGCUCCUCUUUCUUCGCCGCUGCCCGUUAGAGUCGUUGAACAUAGUCCUUUCGGUGGUGGCGUUGGCGGCGAUGAUGACGGUGGUGAUGAUCGUCCCCUGGAGAAGCUGACGGUUGUUCUUGACUUGGAUGAGACUCUGGUAUGUGCAUAUGAAACCUCUAGCUUGCCUGCCCAUUUACGCACCCAGGCAAUAGAAGCUGGACUGAAGUGGUUUGAGUUGGAAUGUGUAUCUUCAGACAAGGAAUGUGAAGGAAAACCAAAUAUCAGUUACGUAACAGUGUUUGAACGACCUGGUUUACAAGAAUUCUUAGAACAGAUCAGUGAAUUUGCAGAACUUGUUCUUUUCACUGCUGCUCUUGAAGGUUAUGCUAGACCUCUUGUUGACAAAAUUGAUGCGGGAAACAGAUUUAGUAAACGGCUUUAUCGGCCUUCAACAGUUAGCACAAAAUAUCGGGAACACGUGAAGGAUCUAUCUUGUUUAUCAAAGGAUCUCCGUCGAAUUGUUAUUGUUGAUAACAACCCAUUCAGUUUCUUGCUGCAACCAUUGAAUGGGAUACCGUGCGUUCCAUUUUCCGCUGAACAGCCUAAUGAUAAGCAGCUUUUGGAGGUCCUCCUGCCACUCCUCAAGCACCUCUCUCUGCAGAAGGAUGUCAGGCCUGUACUUUAUGAGAGAUUCCAUAUGCCCGAUUGGUUUCAAAUGCAUGGAAUUCCUGCUUCAAAUCUGACAAUAUGAAAUGAUAAGGUCACGCCCAUCCGAGCCUUGAUUAUUCUUUUGGCACCUUCAGCAGAGACAUGUAUGAAGCAGAGCACCACAGCACCACCCCUCUCGUCUCUUCUUGUAAGCAGGUGCUAUAAAUUGAGUUCAUAUUUUCCUUGGCAUUCCCAUUUAGAGCAAUAGCCAUGGGAGGUAUAACCAGACAUCAAGUUUAUCAAGAAUUGUUUAACUCUGAUUCUUUUGUAAUUAGGUUUCCCCAUUCGAUGUUAAUGAAUUUGUAACGCAUUGAAGGACUUGUCUUUGCAAUUAAUUAUUUUCUGCCAA
Messenger RNA from Vitis vinifera (wine grape), 1486 nucleotides. RefSeq lists its product as uncharacterized. The record is from RefSeq and is a predicted model, not a curated record. Gene Ontology annotation, molecular function: phosphoprotein phosphatase activity. NCBI's taxonomy places the organism in Eukaryota, Viridiplantae, Streptophyta, Magnoliopsida, Vitales, Vitaceae. The transcript is spliced from 6 exons. Bases 212 to 1180 code for a protein of 322 amino acids.